Molecule: messenger RNA, 1782 nt
Organism: Aureobasidium vineae
Lineage: Eukaryota; Fungi; Ascomycota; Dothideomycetes; Dothideales; Saccotheciaceae
Source: the annotation of a GenBank genome assembly
AUGUUUAAAGUAGCCCUCUUCUUUGGGCUGGCAGCUGCUGCCCCAGGCCUGUCUGUCAAUGCUACCUCGCGUGCUCCGAGCAUCUCUUCGGAGGCCAUUACCUUGUCCCUCUCGUCACUUUCGAACUACACGUACACAAGUUAUCCCUCACAGACGGCCACUCCGACCACAAGCGGUCAGUCCCUCCCGACUGACUACUCUGAACAGGCUUGGUCGAUGCUUUGGGAUCAGGUGGGCCCUGUGAGCACAGCAUCAAUCAAUUAUACGGUUUCGCCGACACCAGAGGCAACUCCUGUACCUCCUCCAUACGGCUUCUCGUCGCAGGUCACCACCGGCAAUCUGAGCUCUUACAAGUUCCCUUCGGACUUCGUGUGNGGAAUUGCUAGCGCUGCCUACCAAGUCGAGGGUGCCGCGAAAGAUGAAGGGCGCGGUCCUUCGAUCUGGGAUCUCUUAUCUCAUCGCGUUCCUGGCUAUGUCGCGGAUCACAAUACUGGUGAUAUCACAGAUCUGGACUACUACUUGUACCCCCAGGACAUCCUACGUCUCAAGGCUUUCAACGUUCCAUACUAUUCAUUCUCCAUCUCCUGGAGCAGAAUAUUCCCUUUCGGUCGAGGUUAUGUCAACGAGCAAGGACUUGCUCACUACGACGAUGUCAUUCAGAGGCUUGUUGAAGCCGGCAUAAAGCCGAUCAUCACUCUCUUCCACUGGGAUACUCCUCUUGCUCUCAUGAACGACUACAACGGGUGGGUAUCUGAAGAAAUCCAGGCAGACUUUUUGGCAUAUGCACAGCUUAUUAUCAGUCGCUACGACAAGUAUGUUCCUAUCUGGGUGACGGUGAACGAACCUCAAGUCUUCUGUGGCGAUGAGUAUCCCGGCUUCCCCUCAGGAUAUUGGCCGCAGUAUGGUGUCACUGGCCUACGUGCACAGUACUACUGUGGUCACAAUGUGCUGUUAUCCCACGCAGCAGUCGUGGACUGGUACAGGAACGAUUUCAAGGGCACUGGCCGUAUCACUUUCAAGAAUUCAGCGAACAACUACAUCGCCAACACUACGUCUACUGCCGAUGCCGAGGCUGUUGCUCGCGGGAACGACUUCCAGCUGGGCUGGUUCAACUCUCCCGUUUGGCAGACUGGAGAUUACCCGACUUCGCUGAGAGACACUCUGGGCGACCUGCUGCCUCACUUCACGGCUGCUCAAAGCGCAAUGAUUCUUGGCUCUUGCGACUUCUUCGCCAUCGACGGCUACACGACCGAUGUGAUCGCCGCCUUGCCCGAAGGUGCCGCUGCAUGUGCCUCGAACUCCAGCGAUCCCAACUACCCGACCUGCAUCACGCAAUCUCAAGUCACAGCUUCUGGCUGGGACGUAGGAUUCGCUGCUGACCUAGGCGCCUCCUGGCUCAAGUCAGACCCCAGCGGUCUCCGUACCUUCCUCAACUACUUGCAAAAGACAUACACAGGACCCAAAGGCAAGGACAUCGUUUUGAGUGAAUUUGGGUUUGCAGAGCCUGGAGAGAAUAACUUCACCACCCUGCAAGACGCACUCUACGAUCAAUUGAGAGUCGACUACUUUGCUGGCUAUCUGAACAAUUUGUUAGCUGCCAAGGUCGAGGAUAACGUCAAUGUCACGGGCGCCGUUGCCUGGGGUAUCUUUGACAACUUUGAGUGGAGCAGUGGGUUGAGCACGAGAUUUGGUUUGCAGUAUGUGAACUACACAACCCUUGAGAGAUAUCCCAAGGCUUCUAUGUUCACUUUCACGGACUUCUUCAAGCAGCACGGUGUGUAG